ACUGCCGAGCGACCGGUGCGCUCUGUUGGCGGCAGAUUCAAAGGUUGGAGCUGGGGUUUUGGGGCUUGAAGUAGUCUCGGAGUGGCCGGGUAGUUUUGGCUGCUUCGGCGGGCGUGAUUUCGUGCGCUGUGCGGGGGAAUCUCGGAAGCCACGACAGCUGGUGCCUGAGGGAGAGGAUGGCUCUCUCGACCACAGUCCCUCGGAGGAAGCAGAUAAAGCGGAGAGCUCCUCGCGGCUUCCUAAAGCGCGUCUUCAAGCGGCAGAAGCCUCAGCUUCGUCUGGAGACGAGGGGCGACCUACUGGUACACCUGAAUUGUUUACUGUUUCUUCACCGAUUAGCAGAAGAGUCUAGGAAAAAUGCAUGUGAGAAUAAAUGUGGAGCCAUUAAAAAGGAGCAUGUCCUGGCUGCAGCAAAGGUAACUCUAAAGAAGAGCAGAGGUUAGAAGCCAGCGAACACGUUCAUGAAAACCAUAUGACGCAUUAUUUUAGGUGGUAAUAGGUGUGAGAGCACUUUUCGCAUGUAUCUUAAUUUUGUGGAUUAUUAAAAUAAUAUUAACUGGUU
Molecule: messenger RNA, 562 nt
Organism: Choloepus didactylus (southern two-toed sloth)
Lineage: Eukaryota; Metazoa; Chordata; Mammalia; Pilosa; Megalonychidae
Gene: CENPW
Product: centromere protein W
Exons: 3
Coding region: 177-443 (88 amino acids)
Biological process (GO): chromosome segregation; mitotic cell cycle; kinetochore assembly
Cellular component (GO): kinetochore; nucleoplasm
Molecular function (GO): DNA binding; protein heterodimerization activity
Source: RefSeq, a predicted model, not a curated record